Molecule: messenger RNA, 1259 nt
Organism: Mycotypha africana
Lineage: Eukaryota; Fungi; Mucoromycota; Mucoromycetes; Mucorales; Mycotyphaceae
Product: TLC domain-containing protein
Exons: 5
Coding region: 47-1147 (366 amino acids)
Biological process (GO): ceramide biosynthetic process
Cellular component (GO): membrane
Molecular function (GO): sphingosine N-acyltransferase activity
Source: RefSeq, a predicted model, not a curated record
UUUUUUUUUUGGUUCAAUUUCCCUGUUAUAGCAUCUAAAAGUCAAGAUGAAAGAGUCUGAAAAGAUCACCAUGGAUCCACUGACAGUAUCUAUCAAUAAAACGGUACCUUUUCGUUCAAAACUGAAAAACGCGUGUCUACGAUAUGAAGCAGAACUCUCUGGCGCUAUCUUUUUGACUUUUGUCUUAUUAUACCUCACUGGUUACCGAUCCGUAGGCAACCAAUUCUUCUUUGUUUCUCAUCAAGUGGGACCAGAUCAAUUUGAAAAGGGCAAAAAUGACUUUUGUUUUCUUUUCUUUUGGACAAACAUGUUUACAUUCAUACGUGUCGUCUUUAUCAACCACAUUUGCUUACCCAUCCUGAAUCACUUUCAUAUCGGCCCAAAAGCGAAACGACUCAGAGUGGCGGAACAGUUGUACACUUGCUUGUAUUAUCUUGUUUUUGGAACACUUGGCAUGCAUAUUAUGUAUUAUAGUCCAUAUUGGUUGAAUACUUCGGAAUUUUGGAAAGGAUACCCUCAUGAGAUCAUUUCCCAAGAAAUGAAGUAUUACUAUUUGAUGCAGCUCGCUUUUUGGUUCCAGCAGAUGUAUUGUCUUCAUAUAGAAAAGCGCAGAAAAGAUCAUUACGCGAUGCUGUCACACCAUAUUAUCACUAUCUUUUUGGUGGGUUCCAGCUAUUAUUGCAAUAUUACGCGGGCUGGCAAUGCUGUUUUAUGCUGUAUGGAUUUGUCUGAUAUAUUAUUGUCGUUGGCGAAAGUUUUGAAAUACCUUGGAUUUGAAGUCAUUUGCAAUAUCACAUUUGGACUGUUCACUCUUUCUUGGCCCAUUACAAGGCACAUUUUCUAUACCAUUGUCAUUUGGAGCGUAGCAGUCGAGCCCAAAUAUUAUAUGGACAUGACUUGGAAUCCUGCCGAGGGCAAAUACUUUACACCCUUUACACAGUCUAUUUGGGUAGGUUCAUUAGUGAUAUUGAACCUUUUGAUGGUCUAUUGGUUCGUCAUGAUCGUCAAGGUCAUUGUCCGUUUGCUAACACAGGAUGACGCCUGCGAUCCAAGAAGUGACGAUGAAGAUGAAACAACGUCCGGAUGCGACGCCAUUGAUGAAAAAGUACUGCCUUUGGAAGAAAAACAUGCACUUAAACAUCUUUGAAAAGGCCUUUCAAAAAAUACCAUACACCAUGACGAUACUCUUUGUAUUCUAUCCCUUUUUAGUUUCUCAUUUCCUUACUACCUUUUUGCUUUUUUUUUUUCAUAAUACAUGC